Messenger RNA from Pocillopora verrucosa, 2962 nucleotides. Lineage: Eukaryota; Metazoa; Cnidaria; Anthozoa; Scleractinia; Pocilloporidae. The record is from RefSeq and is a predicted model, not a curated record.
AUUCGAAAUAGAGUAAAGAUCAUAUGCUUCAACACAUUGGAGAUAUUUCAAAGAUCUUAGCGACAUUAAAAUGCUACGGAGGACAAUUUUAAGACUGAUAGUCUUUGCCAGUACUUUACGUUUGUCAGAAUCUGUUAGGUGGCCUGCUGGAUCAUAUGGAAUACCAAAACCUGUGUCUGGCUGUCCUAGGACUACUGGCUUUCAGUGGAAGAAAGGAUGGAGGUCUCAGGACACAAAUGGUGCAUCAUCAAAAAAUGCCAGAUCCCUUGACUUCCACCUCGACGCCGAAGUAGAUGAGACCAAAGUCCAAAGAUCAUUCUGUAUAAAAACAUCCAUAAUUGACGACCAUAACAGACCGAAGUGGCCACAAGGACAAUAUUGUAUCUACAAAAGGGGACCCUGCCCUGCAAACUUUAGAAAAGGCUAUGUCUACUGGGAUGAUGACGACAGUAAACAAAAUAAAAAUAAACAUAAUGGAACGCUUCCUGAUGGUACGUACAACGAGAACACGAGAAUCGAGUUUUGCUGCAAAAGUGACGGGGAAAAAGAUACUUCUAUUCUCCUUCCCUCCGAAUCUCCAUUUUUCCUGCUGGCUUACAACUCAGGCAAAUGUCAGAUGGUCAAAUGGGCGAUAGCCAGUGUAGAGUGGAUUUAUUAUGAUACUCAAAACAAAAACAACCACGAUGGAAGAAACGGCGAAUUCCCUUAUGAUGCCGGUAAAAAGCAUCCCAAAAUGUAUUACUGUUACUACACUGGUUGUAAUAAAACUCUAGCUUCAGCCAAUGGCACUUUCCAUUCACCGAACUAUCCAGGAAAGUACCCGAAUGGUCAAUACUGCUCGUGGACGAUCACAGUUAACCUAACAAAACAGAUCUUAUUGAUUUUUACUGAAUUUAGACUGCAAAACAAGAUUAACACAGACGAAUUAUACGUUUAUGAUGGAAAAGAUUCAAAGGGGGAGGUGCUAGGAGUCUUUUAUGGAGGUCACCCUCCCCCAGAAAAAGGAAUGUACUCUUCAUCUAAGCACAUGUUUAUAAUUUUCAAGUCAGACAAAAAUAACUCUUACACCGGCUUUAAAGCGUCUUACUUUGGUGUCAAUAUUUCAGCGUCAACAGGAUCACCAGACAGGACGACACUAAGUGAGAUUCCUUCAUCUCCAGCUGAUGACCCGAACAGUAGAGAAAAGGGCGAACCUGAAAACAAAGGUGUGAAUGUGGUAUUUGUGGUCGUUCCCUUGGUGAUGAUCGCCCUUUUAGCGUUCGUGCUUGCAGGAGUGGUGUUUUACCGCAAGAGCUCAAACCGAAGGAAAAUAAGAAAUGAUGAGAACGCACCCUGUUGGCUGCCUCUUUCAUCUAUUCCACUCAAAGUAGCGAGCAGUUUUGUAGUUGAACCUGUUCGUUGGCCAUCUGGCCGAUACGGGAUACCAAAACCUGUAGCUGAGUGUCCUAGAGCAGGAGGGUUUCGCUGGGAGAAGGGAUGGAGAUAUCAAGACACAGAGGAUACUAAUUCGGCAAACUCAAAAUCACCGCAAUUUCACCUUGAUGGAGAGGUUCGAGAAGCAGGAAUUGCAAGAUCUUUCUGCAUGAAAACUUCAACAGCUGACGAUAGCAACAGGCCACACUGGCCAUCAGGGCAGUACUGUAUCUACCAAAAAAAGAAAAUUUGUCCACUAGGUCUAGAGUCAGGUCAAGUCUACUGGGAUGACGAAAACGACAAUAAUAACAAUGAUAAAAGUGGCAUACUUCCUACUGGCAAAUAUGGAAAGGACACCAAGAUUUACUUCUGCUGUGCGACGAGUGGAAACAAAACUGAUCCCAUUAUCAUCCCCGCUAAAGAUCCAUUCUUCCUGCUAGCUUAUGGGUCAAAAAAAUGUCAGAUGGUCAAAUGGGCGGUUGCCAGUGUGGAGCGGAUACGUUAUCAUACUGAAGACAGGAACAACGAGGAUAAAAGCUAUGGGGCGUACCCUUACAAUGCUGGAACAAAGAACCCAACCAUUUACUACUGUUAUUACCGUGGAUGCAACGAAACUCUUACAUCUAUAUAUGGUACUUUCCAUUCUCCAAACUACCCAAGAACAUAUCCAGAUGGACAGUACUGCUCCUGGAGAAUCACAAUCAACCAAACACAACGAAUCCGUAUGACAUUCACAAACUUUAGUUUGCAGUACGAGAGUGACACAGACGAAUUAUAUGUGUAUGAUGGAGAGAAUGCUACAGGGAAGAUAUUGGGGGUGUUUUACGGAGCUCAUCCACCCCCAGAGGAAGGAAUAUUUUCCUCGUCUAAUAAUCUAUUUGUAAUGUUCAGAUCAGAUAGCAAAGGCUCGUACGCUGGAUUCAAUGUUUCUUACUACGGUGUUAGUUUUCCAACUACCCAGACAACAGAGAUAACACACGUUUUCCACACGAAAAACACAACAUCUGACGGAGAGCCGAAACCUACAUCUGAUAAAUUAUCGAAAAAGGGUGGAGUUGAAAGCGGAGAGAAGCAACCACAAAGACGAGGUGUGAAUGUAGUAGCCGUGGUCAUUCCCGUGGUGUUGGCCGUCUUGCUUGUUUGUAUGGGUUCAGCUGUCCUCUUUUAUAUCACACGGUCAAGGAAAGCAUCAGCCGUGUCAACUGAAAAUCCGAAUUAUGAUAGCACCUUGGUUACUGCAAACACAAAUGAAAUUAAUGGUUUAGACGGAAUUGAAUUGUACGCCGAAGUUAAAAACCAACACGACGUCGAUGAUAGUGGGCAACUCUGUUGUGGAAAAGAAAAUGAAAACCCUUCGUAUGAGCCUGCAAAAUCACCCGACGCUGCUGUGGUUAACCCCAUCUAUGAAAGGUUAGUUUUAAGUCGGAGUGAGAGACUAGUCAUUAUUCAUCACCUGGGGGAGGGAGGAUUUCUGGAGGAUCACAUGAUUUUAAGGGGAAAGGUGGGGGAUCAGUCGUCGCCAACAGAGCAAAAAGGGGAAGGAUUAUAG